Microthlaspi erraticum is the source of this 489-nucleotide messenger RNA. The record is from the annotation of a GenBank genome assembly. NCBI's taxonomy places the organism in Eukaryota, Viridiplantae, Streptophyta, Magnoliopsida, Brassicales, Brassicaceae.
AUGUCAACUCCAGCGAAGAAGAUUGUUUUGAAGAGCUCAGAUGGUGAGACCUUUGAGGUUGAAGAAGCCGUGGCUCUCCAGUCACAGACCAUAGCUCACAUGGUUGAAGAUGAAUGCGUCGGUGACGGAAUCCCUCUUGCUAACGUCACGAGCGACAUCGUCGUCAAAGUGAUCGAGUACUGCCGCAAACACGUCCCUGUCGUCGUCCCCGACGGUGAUGAUGCUUCGUCUUCUUCCUCCAAAGAGGAGCUCAAGACUUGGGACGCUGAGUUCAUGAAGGAUAUCGAUCAGUCGACUCUCUUUAGCCUUAUCAUGGCUGCGAAUUAUCUAAACAUCAAAGAUCUUCUUGAUCUUACUUGUCAAACCGUAGCUGAUAUGAUCAAAGGUAAGACUCCGGAAGAGAUUCGUACUACUUUCAACAUCAAGAAUGAUUUCACACCGGAGGAAGAAGCAGAGGUUCGCAGAGAAAACCAGUGGGCUUUUGAAUGA